AUGAAUAUUAACAAGUUCAAGUCUGGUCUUAAGAAACUAACUGUCAAUAAAAGGAUUAUCAUCGAUGAGCUAACUGCUUUUGCUGACGAAUAUUCAGCCGAUGGGGCUGAGGAAAUAGCGGCAGCUAUUCAAGAACACAUCGACACGUGCCCUCCACAGCACAAACUAUUUGCAUUCUACCUUUUGGAUAACAUAUGCAAAACCGUCGGUAACCCUUACAACAUUCUUCUAGCAAAUGGGCUUUUUCAACUCUUUAGAAGUACCUAUGUUCAUGUUGAUGAUGGUACACGACACAUGUUGAUAGAAUUGUUCACAACAUGGAAACAAUAUGACGAUCACACAACUGUUUUUAAUAUGCAGGUUUUACAAAAAAUUGAGAAAUUUAUUCAACAAGCACAAAAUCUUCGUUCAGCUUCUCCUGGACUAGAACACACAUCAAAAUCUGAUUUAACCCCCCGAGUUCUUAUUAAAAAUGCCAAAGAAUUGUUGACAUUGCAUGAUCAGUUGAUUUUGCAAGUCAGCAAUUUUGUCAAGGGAGACUAUCAUAAAUUUUUGUCGGAGGAAGAUUUUCAUUUUAUCGACCAAUUUAAGCUCAUCCAAAAAGAAUUGUACGACCUGAUUAAUGAAAUACUCAGUCACAUUUACGAGGACGUGAAUCUAUAUGGUGGUGCUAGUAACAAUGGGACGGAGAGGUUGAUCAGUACCCCUCAAUUCGAAAUUAAUGCAGAGAGGUACAAAGUUGACAUUGUUAGAAACCAAAAGGAUAUGUUCAAACAGCAGCAGUCGUUUACCGAUUUCCUUACUACUUGCAAGCCGCGAUUGCACAAGGCUUAUAUUUUGAAGAAAGAGAAAAGAGAAAAAAUAAAAUACCUUAAGAAAUACAGAUUUGUCAUAGAAAAGCGUCCCAAUUCAAGGUUUUUCUCACAUGUUUUGAAUGAAUCGGAAGAGUUCAUUGAUUUAAUUGACAAGUUUGGAAAGGUCACUAAGUUUACACCAGAAGAGUUAUUGUUCGUUAACGAACCACAGUUGACGGAAAUCCCGCGAGAAGAAGAAACCCAUGAUCAUCAAAUUAACUCAAAUUUCUUAGGAUUCCCUGUUGAUCUCGAUACCCUAAAGAAAACAGCAGCUAUUCAAGAUAAACCACAAGAAUCUAUUUUAGGGAUUUCCAUUAAUUUGGACAGUCUUUUAGGUUCUGGCAGUGACAGCACCAAAAAUUCAAAUGGGUAUACAGACAAAUCACAAGAUUUGGCAUUGUUGCAACAGCUGCCUUUGCAUCAACAACCAAUGAAAGAUUUAUCCAUUUCUUCACCAUUACCACUAACUUCAUUUUCAACACCUACCAUUGAUCAACCUACGUCCGAGGAACAACUCCAACCUGUAUGGAUUCCCAAUAACACUUUAGAUAAUCGAACUCAUGAAGAAGAAUCCCUGAUUUCUGGUCAGCCCACACAACAUGAUAUGCAAUUGCAAUUAUCCUCUCAUGAUGCUUUAGAAAUCACACAAACACAAAGCCGUGAACAGAAUCCAGAUCCACAACCGGUGCUUUCAAACGAUCGACCAAAAUCUUUGGAAGAUAUUGAUGGGGUAAUAAUAUAUUAUCCGAUUUUUGGAGAUCAACCAAGUUUGGUAAAUAAUGGUUCCUUUAAACAUCCAAGAAAAGUAUUCAGAAGACUGGUUCAAACACAAUCCAUUGGAGAUCUCACUUUGAAGCAUAUCCCCGAAUUUUAUAAACAAUAUGAGAUCGAUGUUAAUCUUCCAAAGUUUGCACACCCAAAUCAUUUCCCAAUUAUCCCAGAGUUUAGAGAAAAUGAAAGGAAUUUGGAUGGUUCAUCAAAUAGCAAUGGCAAUGAGGUUCUACAAAUUGAAUAUCACAAAGAUGCAACAGAAAAUGAGAAGGAAAAGGUCGAGAAUACAGAAGUGGUAAACAAUAGAGAAUUAAUUAAAGAUUCAGAAGCACCGCAAGUGCAGCCACUGGUAUCAACAAACGAAAGUCGAUCUACAAUUGAAAACAGCACAUCAUCUACAAAUGAAAAAGAAGUGCAAUACAUUACUUCACCAGUCCAACCUGCAAAUUCAUCUGUUGCAAAUAACGGAACUCUAGAAGUACCACAAGGUGCUGCUGUUUUACCACUGAGAAAAAUCAGUUUGAAUGAUUAUAAUAAAACCAAGUUGGUUCAAUCAACUUCCUCCCACUCAUCAACGUCACAACUAUCAGCACCACCGCCACCUCCUCCACCACAUGGUUCACCUCAUAAUGAAUCAUCAGAUCCCCGUACUGAAAACACAAGGUCAGAUAGAUCUCGUUUAACUAAUCGCCUGUUGUAUUCAAAUUUGGCAAUUCCAUCUAACCGGGCAAGAUCAAGUUUAAAGAGAAAAGGAUCAAGUGAUGAAACACCUAGACAGACCAAACACGUAAAAUUUACCACUGACUCAUGA
Molecule: messenger RNA, 2436 nt
Organism: Candida dubliniensis CD36
Lineage: Eukaryota; Fungi; Ascomycota; Pichiomycetes; Serinales; Debaryomycetaceae
Exons: 1
Coding region: 1-2436 (811 amino acids)
Biological process (GO): termination of RNA polymerase II transcription
Cellular component (GO): cytoplasm; mRNA cleavage factor complex
Molecular function (GO): mRNA binding; RNA polymerase II complex binding
Source: RefSeq, a predicted model, not a curated record